Molecule: messenger RNA, 1955 nt
Organism: Aspergillus pseudotamarii
Lineage: Eukaryota; Fungi; Ascomycota; Eurotiomycetes; Eurotiales; Aspergillaceae
Product: neutral amino acid permease
Exons: 6
Coding region: 334-1701 (455 amino acids)
Biological process (GO): amino acid transmembrane transport
Cellular component (GO): vacuolar membrane
Molecular function (GO): amino acid transmembrane transporter activity
Source: RefSeq, a predicted model, not a curated record
CCCACAUAUCAUCAGUGUCUUCCGUUGAAUUGCUCAGGGCCAUUGCAAUUAGGUAACGAGAACUGCAAAAUGCGGGAAUAAUCAUACUACUCCACACUGGCGAUUAGGUAUUGCGGUUUCAGUCGACUGUGCCCCAAAUACCCCAGGAUCCACCGUAUGAUGGGACCGGUACCCCCGUCUCACCCGCCUUUUUGUUUCCUACAUCUUUGCACGCUUUCCGGCCCUUGGUCACCUUUUCACCUAUCUCAUAUAUUGGUUUUAUGUACAGAAGUCUCUUACAGCGCCCUCCCUUGAUCCUAUUGCCUUGCCGAUAACCCACUUGGACCAGUCGCCAUGGAUGUUUUACCAGCGUAUCCCAAUACUCACGGGGUGGACAAGAAAAAGGAGGAAUAUGAUGUAGAUGCUGAAAAGAGGGAUAUCAUGGCUGGUCAAGUUCAGGAUGCAUUCGGAAGUGAAGAGGACGCGGAGAUCAAGUACAAGACCUUGACUUGGUGGCAAUGUGGCUUGCUUAUGAUUUGUGAAUCUGUUUCCCUGGGUGUGUUGUCUUUGCCAGCAGCCGUCGCGACAUUGGGUCUCGUCCCGGGUGUUAUCUUGAUUGUGGGCCUCGGACUUCUCGCUUUGUACACAGGAUACAAUAUUGGAUUGUUUCGCCAGCGUUAUCCUCACAUACAGAGUCUGGCAGAUGCUGGAGAAAUUCUGCUCGGCCGCUUUGGGCGUGAGCUCUUCGGUCUAGGUCAAUUUCUGUUUUGUAUCUUUGUCAUGGGAAGUCAUAUUUUGACCUUCCGUGUCAUGAUGAAUACCAUCACCGAGCACGGCACCUGUUCAAUUGUCUUUAGUGUGGUAGGUAUGGUUAUUUCGAUGGUGUUAUCAAUCCCGCGCACGAUGAAAGGAAUGACGUGGGUUUCAUUUGCUUCGUUCCUCAGUAUCUUUGGUGCGGUCAUGGUUACCAUGAUCUCUGUGGGUGUACAGGACCACCCCGAUCGGAUUAUUCAUGCUACGGUAGAGACGAAUCUCUACACUGGUUUCCAGGCAGUGUCUAACAUUGUCUUCGCCUACUGUGCUCAUGUUGCCUUCUUUGGCCUCAUUGCUGAAAUGGAGAAUCCCAAGGAUUUCAACAAGUCCUUACUCAUGUUGCAGUCUUUCGAGAUCUGCUUGUAUCUCACAGCCGCUGUUGUCAUUUACUACUACGUUGGCACUGACGUUCACUCUCCUGCCUUGACUUCCGCCGGACCUGUGAUGAAAAAGGUUGCAUAUGGCCUUGCCAUCCCAACGAUUGUAGGCGCAGGUGUUGUGAAUGGCCACAUUGGUCUGAAGUAUAUCUAUUUCCGGGCCUGUCGCAAGUCAGAUCUACUGCACAGUCGCAGCUGGAAGUCCGUGAGUAUCUGGCUCGCACUAGGCUUGACCUGUUGGGUUGUCGCGUGGAUCAUCUCAGAGGGUAUUCCCGUUUUCAGCAAUCUAAACAGUCUGAUUAGUGCCCUCUUCGCCAGUUGGUUCAGUUAUGGGUUGAGUGGAAUCUAUUGGCUGCAUCUGAACUACGGCGAAUGGUUCUCCAGCCCAAAGAAAAUAUUGUUGACGAUACUCAACAUUGGAAUUGCACUGAUUGGUCUUAUCCUAUGUGCAUUGGGCUUAUAUGCUUCUGGGACGGCCAUUCAUAAUGAUGCCAGCAGUACGGUUUUUACCUGUGCCAACACUGACACCUAGUGGCUUGGUCAAAACUUUCCAGUGGCCUGAGCAUGAAACUGGAUUUUGUAUUUUAGCCAGUGGGGUACAUUGCACAGGGCAUCAGUGAGAAGUGAGGUGGCAGUCUUAGCGUAUGUGAGACAGCGCCAAUUUUUUUUUUUUUUUGUCUGAAGCAAGACUUUAUUAUGUAAAUAGUAUAUUCCCACCACAACAUGAUCUGACCAUGUACAUAAGCCGUGAUUCACGCCUUGUCGGUUCUGCUAGCGAACAAUAAC